AUGGCAAGUGUCACAAGUCCGUACGUAGUCCUUCACGAAUUGAGCCAUACCGUACCAGUGAUAGUUGCGCGACAGCAGCUCGACCGUCUUCCAAACUCCAGGAUGUCCUGCCAGAGGAGAGUCGUGGUGAAGCCGUACCAGCUCGGUCCGCAGCUCCUGAUCAUUCGGAAUGUAGAUCUUGCCUCGAUACUGGAGGAGAUCCUGUUCGAUGUUCCAAUCGACCAGGUCGUUUCGCAGUGCUGCAGGACCAAGCUUCUUCACAUGCUUCAGGGCUUCCACGACCGCAGGUUCGAAGUUCUGACACUCCUGGAUGCACUUCAGGAGAGCCUUGUCCGGUACGACCGCAAGGUGUCCUCGUUGACUCGCCAGGAUACGGAACUGUUCGGAACAGAGCACCGUUCUAGCCAGGUUGUCUUCACCAUCACCGUGCUGUUAGUCCGGUCGUCUCGACAGCGCGUCCGCGCGUCCGUUAGAGACACCAGGCUUGUGGGUGAUGAUGAAGUCGAACCGCGAUAG
Messenger RNA from Dichomitus squalens LYAD-421 SS1, 516 nucleotides. RefSeq lists its product as uncharacterized. NCBI's taxonomy places the organism in Eukaryota, Fungi, Basidiomycota, Agaricomycetes, Polyporales, Polyporaceae. The transcript has a single exon. Bases 1 to 516 code for a protein of 171 amino acids. The record is from RefSeq and is a predicted model, not a curated record.